AUGCCCCCCGCCAACAACAUUGCAUACACGGCCCCCAUCAACCCACCGGGCGAAACCCCACUUUCCCACGAUCAAGUAUGGGCUGGCCUUAUUUUGAAAAUCAGCUCCGCUGAAACCUUCGUGUCGGGGGCGAUCUCGAAGACUGAUGUGCUGAGCGAAUCGGUCGAUCCAUCAACCGGAAACACCGUGAUUGUACGAGAUGUGGUCUUUCGCGAAUCGGGCAAGAAAGUCCAGGAAACCGUGACUGCAUAUGAGCCCACCCGCGUGGAAUUCGAGCAGGUUGGUGGGAAUAUCAGCAACGUCAUCAGUGAGGGAGGUAAUGGGGAGCUUUAUUUGACUUAUAUCUUCGAAUGGAAACACCCCGAGGCGUCGAAGAAAGAGAUGGGGGAGUUUUUGGCGAAGGAAAAGAACAUGGCGAAGUCUGCGGUGGAAGGGACGCUUAAGGUUCUGCGACAGUUGGUUGCGGAUCAGAAACUGUGA
Penicillium verhagenii is the source of this 480-nucleotide messenger RNA. Its product is annotated as SRPBCC family protein. Bases 1 to 480 code for a protein of 159 amino acids. The transcript has a single exon. The record is from RefSeq and is a predicted model, not a curated record. Lineage: Eukaryota; Fungi; Ascomycota; Eurotiomycetes; Eurotiales; Aspergillaceae.